Messenger RNA from Podarcis muralis (Common wall lizard), 2169 nucleotides. The record is from RefSeq and is a predicted model, not a curated record. NCBI's taxonomy places the organism in Eukaryota, Metazoa, Chordata, Lepidosauria, Squamata, Lacertidae.
CUGAGGCGGCGGGCGCGGCCUGCGCUCCCGGACGCGUUCCUCGGCCUGCUGGAGCGGCGCGAGGCGGCCGAGGGCGAGCGGCGAGCCGCCCGCGGCGGGCCUGUCCCCGGGGUGGAGGUGGGCGAGGCCUCGACGUCGCGCUCGGGCACGUCGUUCUCGCCGGCGGCUUCGCUGGCAAGCAGGAUGCCCAACAUCAAGCUCUUCAGUGGCUCCUCGCACCAGGACCUGUCGCAGAGGAUCGCCGACCGGCUGGGCCUGGAGCUGGGCAAGGUGGUCACCAAGAAGUUCUCUAACCAGGAGACGUGGGCGAAAUGCAAUCUCCGCAGCGUGGAGAUCGGUGAGAGCGUGCGCGGCGAGGACGUCUACAUUGUCCAGAGCGGCUGCGGCGAGAUCAAUGACCACCUGAUGGAGCUGCUGAUCAUGAUCAACGCCUGCAAGAUCGCGUCGGCCAGCCGAGUGACAGCCGUCAUUCCCUGCUUUCCCUACGCCCGGCAGGACAAGAAGGACAAGAGCCGGGCGCCCAUCUCCGCCAAGCUCGUCGCCAACAUGCUCUCGGUGGCCGGCGCUGACCACAUCAUCACCAUGGACCUGCAUGCCUCUCAGAUCCAGGGUUUCUUUGACAUCCCCGUCGACAACCUGUAUGCCGAGCCGGCUGUUCUGAAGUGGAUCAAGGAGAACAUCGCCGAGUGGAAGAACUGCACUAUCGUCUCGCCAGACGCUGGGGGGGCCAAAAGGGUGACAUCAAUCGCUGACCGCCUAAACGUCGACUUUGCCCUCAUCCACAAGGAGCGCAAGAAGGCCAGCGAGGUCGACCGCAUGGUCCUGGUGGGCGACGUCAAAGACCGGGCAGCCAUCUUGGUGGAUGACAUGGCCGACACCUGCGGGACAAUCUGCCACGCCGCGGACAAGCUCCUCUCGGCGGGUGCCACCCGGGUCUACGCCAUCCUGACGCACGGCAUCUUCUCCGGCCCGGCCAUCUCCCGGAUUAACGGUGCAGGGUUUGAGGCCGUCGUUGUCACUAACACCAUCCCGCAGGAGGAGAAGAUGAAGCACUGCCCCAAAAUCCAGGUGAUUGACAUCUCCAUGAUCCUGGCUGAAGCUAUCCGCCGCACCCACAACGGCGAGUCCGUCUCCUACCUGUUCAGCCACGUCCCGCUAUAGUUCCCGACCCUGGCGCACAAAUUCCCUUUGGGGAAAAUCAGUCCUCUGUGCAUGUACAGAGUGCUGAGUUGGCUUUAUCCCACGAUUCCCCCUUUUUCAGUUUGGGGCGCUGGUGGGUGGGAAUUCUAGCGCGGGUCUAAUUUGGGGCUCAUUCUAUCCACUCGUUUCUCUGGUCCUUUCACUUCCCGAAAUUCUUUGAAUUGGGGGUGCCUGGCAGCCGGAAUUUAAAACACAAUUUAAAAUGGGGUAUUUAUUGUUCAUAUCCGAUGGGGCAAUCCAAUUACUUGGUGUCAGCGCUACAAUUCCCUGCCCCUUGAUUUGGGGUUUUAAAGCUAUCACUCCCAGCCCCAAAUCCCAUUCGUUCCCCUCUUUUCUCGUACUCCAUGCUAGUUUCCUUCCCCACAAAAAAACAACUUUUGGGGGGAAUCGGGGUCCCUGGUGUUGGUGCUAGAAUUCCCCCAGGUGCCCAGUGGUGCCACAACUCUCCUAAACCCCAUUCAUUUCGUUCUGUCUCCUAUCGCCCCCCCAAAUACACUUAAUUUUGAGCUCGGAUGCAGGUGCCCGGCGGCACUACAACUCCCCUAAACCCCAUUCAAAAAUACACUUAAUUUUGAGCUUGGAUUCCCUGUCUUCGCAUCUAUUCAUUUCAUCCGAUCUCAACUUUCGAUUCCCAUUAUUCCCCUUCCCCCCCCCCCAAAAAAAUAACCCCAAUUUUUUCGGAUUCUGGUCUCAGAUCCCGGGUGGCAGUAUGGGAAUUCUAGUGUGCUUUAAAUGAAAAAAAUAUUAACCUGCGGGUUAAUAUCGGAUGUGUCCUGUUCAUUUCAGAGGGGGGAAUUGCUGCUACAGUUCUCCCCACUCAGAAAAAAUCCUGUUUAUUUCAACCCUUCGCCCUCGGGCGCCCAGUUGGGAAUUAUAGACUCCUGAAGCUCCUGUUCCCCACCUCCAGUUCCAGGUUCAACUCCUGAUGAUGGACGAAUGAAUAAUAAACUCUUAUUUAAAAGCCCAAAA